Messenger RNA from Phytophthora nicotianae INRA-310, 693 nucleotides. RefSeq lists its product as hypothetical. The coding region runs from base 1 to 693 and encodes 230 amino acids. The transcript is spliced from 2 exons. Lineage: Eukaryota; Oomycota; Peronosporomycetes; Peronosporales; Peronosporaceae. The record is from RefSeq and is a predicted model, not a curated record.
AUGCAGAACCCGAACAUUGCACUAGCCAACGAGAACCAGAACGACUACAUGCGUCUGGAUUCGGACGAUGACACCGAAGAUGCAUCUGUAUUCAGUGACGAUGAUGACCGGGGGCCAUCUGAAGCUGCUUUUGAGAGUAAUGGUAUUGCUCCAGACUUACAUUUUGACCCGGAACUCCUCAAUGCAAUUGGUGGGGUGACCGAGAUUUCACGGGGCAAUGUAGACAAGACUUUACUGAGUGAUAUAAAGUUCAACGGCUGGACUGACCCGAGCAACGUGACUCCCUGUCCUUACAUGGACGAGCCUUAUGAGGCUCGGCCUGAUAGCUGGAUGUCAGAAGACUACCCUGGAAUCUACGAUGGUGACUACGGAUCUACUCCUGGCGCGCUCAACGCUGCUGAAACACCGGCUUGUGCAUUUUUCCGACUUGCACCUCCGGGCAUGUGUGAGACUAUUGCUGGCCCAAGUGAUGACUAUUUUGAGGCGAACCUCGACAAGAGAGUGGCUGUACAGCAUGCAAAGCAGCAAGCUCGAAGUCGGAAACACAGAGACUUCCAAGUUCAACCACCCGAGCAAAUAAAAGAUGCACACAAACGCACACCUGAGCUAUCUGGUCGAGAGAUGUGUGUAUUCAUCGGCUUGCUUACUGCAAGCACUAUAGCACCCAAGAAGGAGAAGUUCGAGCACCACUGA